Molecule: messenger RNA, 620 nt
Organism: Arabidopsis thaliana (thale cress)
Lineage: Eukaryota; Viridiplantae; Streptophyta; Magnoliopsida; Brassicales; Brassicaceae
Gene: PDF1.4
Product: defensin-like protein
Exons: 2
Coding region: 193-429 (78 amino acids)
Biological process (GO): defense response
Cellular component (GO): extracellular region
Source: RefSeq, marked reviewed
GUCAAAACUUGUAUGGAUAAGAAUUUGGAUAAAUAGUAGGCUUCAUAGUUUCUCCUUGUUCACACCAUACAAAAUACAAGGAUAGUUCUAGAGAACGAUAAUCGUUUUACAGUCAAAGAUUAAACGGGUUUUUAAUACAUUUGUAUAUAAAGAGCUCUCAGCUAGUGAAUAUUAACCAUACAACAAAAAGUCAUGGCUUCUUCUUACACACUUAUGCUCUUCCUUUGCCUCUCCAUCUUCCUUAUAGCUUCCACUGAGAUGAUGGCGGUGGAAGGAAGAAUUUGCGAGAGGAGAAGCAAGACAUGGACAGGGUUUUGUGGCAACACUCGUGGCUGUGACAGUCAGUGUAAGAGAUGGGAACGUGCUUCACACGGGGCUUGUCACGCUCAGUUCCCGGGUUUCGCAUGUUUCUGCUACUUCAAUUGCUGAAGCAAGCAUACUCUUAAGAGUUGUGUGAAUCUUCUUCAACGGUCACUUUUAUAUCUUGUAGCAAAUCCUAAUCCCUAUAUGUCAAAACCGUUAUCUUUAGCUUGGGUUUCAGUAAUAAAAAUUCCCCUUUGGUUUUUGGGAAUUUUCUUUGAUAAAAUAUAUAAUAAGAGACUGGCAAGGCUAUCUUCUUC